Molecule: messenger RNA, 2432 nt
Organism: Spodoptera litura
Lineage: Eukaryota; Metazoa; Arthropoda; Insecta; Lepidoptera; Noctuidae
Molecular function (GO): sequence-specific DNA binding
Source: RefSeq, a predicted model, not a curated record
GCGGGCAAAAGCUAGUAAAUAUAUAAACAUAACAUUUAUAUCAUGUCUUGUUUCUUUUGCUAUCUGUCAUAAUUAAUCAUGAAAAUGAUGUCAGAGGGAACUAACAAUAUUCUUAACUAUGGAAAUACUCGAUGAAAGUAUUUGAAGUUAAAUUUGUAUGCGACUGAAAGACUUGUAUCUACGGCCAUGAGAAAAUUUAUUAAAAAAAGUAUGUUGAAUGUCAUCCAUCAGCUGUGCUGACUGUCAUCGACUUUGUUUUGCGAGUCUUUUUGUUAUGUUUUAAAUAAAAGCGAUUUAUAAAUUGGAAUUCAAUGUUGAAGUUGAUUUGAACCAGUACAUUUUUUUUAAUAAGUAUUUUAAUUUUACGUUCGUUUUAAGAAUUCCGUGUAAAGUAGCCUAAAAACAAGACUAUAAUUUUUCGUAAACAAUGCGGUUUUAAACGAACUGUUAUAAUUUUCAUAUUAAAACGGACCUAUAGUUCCCAUGCUUGCGUUUGUUGACUGUCGUAAUGUUCUAUUUUUUUUCGUCUUUCUCCAUAAUUUUUUGUUAAUCGGCUAUUUGACUAAUUUUGAAAAACUCAAAUUAUUUUUUGUAGUCAUUCAUGACGUGACGAUCAUGACGAUAUGAUUUAUAUUUCAUCGUUUUUACUAUUUUAUUGUAAAAUAUCGUAUUAAAAUUUAAAUGACUAUUUUCGCGCUAAAAACGCUGUUUCUGUAAUGGCGGAUGCCAUAUGAUCUGCGUGACGUCACACGCAGGUAAACUGAGGUUAACAGUGUGCCAAAACUUACGUUCAGUGUGUUUAAAAUAUAAAUUCUUUUAAUUUACUUUGAAAAAUGGCGUAUAAAUGGUGUAUAGUGCCACUAUGUAAAAAUACAUCUGUAAAAACUCCCCACAAACUGUUUGUUUCUGUUCCAACAAAUCCUAACAGACGUAAGAAGUGGUUGCAGUUAUGUCGAAGAGACACAAACAGCAUUUUGUCUCAUACUAAUGCCUUUAUGUGUGAAGAUCACUUUGAUAUGGAAAAAGAUACAAUGAAUUAUAUGAAGUAUAAAAUGGGCUUCAGUUCAAAGAUACUUUUGACUGAUACGGCGGUGCCAAGUAAAUUUCAUUGUCAAGAGGAUUGUAAGCAUUGGUUCAGCGACCCUGAUUAUCAAAGUGCAGUAUUUAAUAAAAGAAAAAGAAUAGAGCUUGUCAUACGAUUAGACGAAGAAAGUCAUGUUCAAAGUCAGUCAGGUCUGGAGGCUGUGCAAAAAGAUUACAAUAUUGUACAGGAACAAGAAGCUAUUGAGUUUGACGAAGAAGAAAUUGUGGUGAAAACAGAAAACGCUGAGGAGAUAUUCAUAAAAACAGAACCGAUAUAUCCAGACGAAACGGUUCCGGAGGUGGCAGAUGUGAGGUUUCAUGAUAAAGGGGUUCAGACGAAGCCGGACGUGGAGGACAGGGGGGUGCAAGGAUGCCCUAGACGUUUCCGAAGCAAGGCGGUGCAGUACAACUCCGAUGUACCACCCAGGAUAACCUUCUUGAAAUUAGUCAGAGAUGAAACGGAGAAGAUGAUGGUCCGUGUGUACAAGUAUUUGCGUGACGAGUUGGAGAUUUUAAAGUUGAUGACAGCGGAGCAGGUGUUGGUGGCACUGGAGCAGGUCUCGGGCCGCGCCGCGCAGGCCACGGGUGUCUCUGAACUUGACAUGCAGCAAACAUUGGACAAAUACAAAGAUUUACUUGACAAACAGCCUACGAAGAAGACAUUGGAUAAAACAAACAAGCCGAAGAAAAAACGGAAACAAGGGAUGCACGUACGCACUUUCAGUUUCAGCAAUGAAUCCACGGAUGACGAGCAACCCCCUAAAGUUCGGGGAGCGGAAACGGACAGUGGAAGUGCCGGAGUCUCAGUACAAACAGUUACAGAACCAUCGGCUAUGGAAGUGGACUGCGGCGGAGGGAACUCCAUCGACGAGACAACAGCUCGGAGGGAGACGUCAGUGCAAGAAGAAGUACACGAUAGCAACGGCGAGAGUACGGACGAAGCACUUGAAGAAGAACCAGAAAUAUACAUCAAGGACGAACCACUCACUGAAGAUGACGAUAGUGCUAAUCCCCUGGAGAUCGGCGUGGUGGCUCCCUCUAUCGCACACACUGCGCACACACCGAGCGAUACAUACACCACCACUACAACAGACAUACAAACAUACGACCCUGGCGAAGAUGUAAGAAUAAAAACAGAAUAUGGUGAACCGGAACCAAGCCACGAUCACACGUAUCAUAAAAAUACGUGACUAGGAUUAGAGGAGUCCCUAAACUAAGAUAGGUGACACUUAACGACACAACCACCUUUAAGUGACUCCUAAUGGUACGGUCAAUGGUCAAAAGUCCACUGCCACCGUAAGACUACUAUCGGUUGCGCUGCAGCGCUUAUACACACAUGCACACGCAUA